AUGCUCGAAAAGACGAGAAUAGAAUUACUUCAAUAUAAAGAGAUUCAAAAUGAGAUACAGAGACUUAAGGAUGAAAACGAUCGACUUAAAUCUCAAUUGCAAGAAUUUCAUAAAUCAUCAAUUCCAAAUUCUGUUCAAAAUGGCAUCAACCUUAAUGUUACACCGAGUCGGACGCGUCCACCAAGUACUCCAGAUCGACCUAGUCGGGUUUCACUUUCAAAUAUAACGUCUCCGACAAAGUAUCGCGCAAAACAAUCGCAACAUCAUGAUGAUCAUUCAAAAGCAUCAUGUAAUAUUGGCUUUGUAAAUUAUGUUGGGGAUAGUGAUUUCCUUAGUCAAUCAAGAGAUAUGAUCCUACCAUCUAACAAAAGUUCUACGGCACUUUUUCCUGAAAGUAACUACGACCAAUUUCCUCAACCUGGAACAGCAUCUAAUAAGCGUAUAACGUGGCAACAUUAUGAACAACCUCAAACGCCAUCGAAUUAUUCCAUGCCAAGGCCAUUUCAAUCUACUUCAGGUAACUUAAUAAGUCCACAUCGGGCUCUUAUGAAGAGGAAUCGAGAUGCAUUACCAGGAUUAAAUAAAUAG
Funneliformis caledonium is the source of this 588-nucleotide messenger RNA. Lineage: Eukaryota; Fungi; Glomeromycota; Glomeromycetes; Glomerales; Glomeraceae. The record is from the annotation of a GenBank genome assembly.